AUGAAGUACGAAGAUGUGGUCAAAUCUGUUGGUGGAUGUGGACGUUACCAAAUAUUUAUGGUUAGUGUAUUGUAUAUUGCCGCGGUAUUUGAUGGACUACAUAUCGGUAGUAUGGUUUUCAUUGUUCCUGGAAUAAAACACAGGUGUGCUAUCGCUGAACUGGCAAACGAUACUUACGAAAUCCAAAGCGAAGCCCAUGCUGAGCUUAUUAAAGAAUACAUACCCGAAGAUAUAGUGGAUGGGAAACCAGUGUACAGUAGCUGCCAUCUUUAUGUCAAUAAAAGUGUCCUAGGGAACCAGACACUGAGUAAUUGUACUUCUUGGGUUUAUGACAAAUCAAUAUUUCAAACCACAAUCACCAGUGACUUAAAUUUAGUUUGUGGCAAAGAAUGGCUCGCCAAUCAAAUUUACACGGCAUAUUUUGUUGGUUCUCUCACUGCCGUCUUAUGCUUCGGUUGGCUUCCUGAUCGAUUCGGACGCAAAAUUGUCAUCAUCGCGGCAUUGCUACUGCAAGGAAUUACUGGAAUUCUCUCUACGCAAAUCAUGAACAUUUACGUGAUUAUCAUAUUCCGCAUUUUGACAGCCAUUGGAUCUGCUCUCUCUUUUAUGCCAUCAGUUGUGUUCGGAGCUGAAAUUUCGUCAAUGAAAAACAGAACAAAUGCCACCAUAGCAGUUCACUUUUAUUUCAACAGCGGAUAUCUUAUACUUAGUCUAUUGGCAUAUUACGUUCGAACCUGGAAGCUGAUCGUUCUACUGAUUUCCAUACACUCGAUAGCAGUUGGAUUGCUUUUCAUUUGGGUGUUACCAGAGUCACCACGUUGGCUACUAACCGUAAAUAAGGGAAAGGAAGCAGAAAUAAUUCUGAAUAAAAUUGCCAAAGUGAACAAGCGAGAUUUCAGUUGCAAAUCAGAAGAAAUAGAAAUCUCCGUGGUCGAAGAUCGGACUGUCAGGCUCUGGAAAAUAUUCACGAUUCCAACACUUCUAAAAAGGACCCUUAUCCUGAUGUUCAACUGGUUUGUAGUGAGUUUUGUGUAUUUCGGAUUGUUGAUAAAUACCGAAAAUCUGAGUGGAAACAUCUUCCUGAAUUUCUUCUUUGGUGGUCUGGUAGAAGUUCCUGCUCUUUUGUCGUGUAUAUUUUUAUUGGGCCGUUUCGGGAGAAAGAAGUUGUAUAUUGCCUUCAUAGUUACUGGUGGAAUUUGUGCCAUCAUAACAAUUUUUCCACUCAUGUACGCUGAAGAGGAUUUACAAUGGACGACAACAUUAUUAGCUACCUUGAGCAGACUCUGCAUUAGUGGUAAUUUUGCAAUCAUCUACCUGCACACCUGUGAAUUGUACCCAACCUGUGUAAGAAACGGAGCACUUGGAUGUCUUUCUGCCUUUGAAACACUGGGUGGUGUCAUAUCCCCCUACAUUGUAAAUCUACGUACACUAGCAUCUGGAAAGGUGGGUAGAAGCCUGCCUCUGUUGACGAUGGGAAUUUCCUGCAUUUUAGUUGGUGCCUCUUAUUUCUUCCUUCCUGAAACCAACAACAGACCCAUACAGGACAAUUUUGACGAUGUUUGCAGGCAAAGGUCUAACGCUAUAAGGGAAAAGGAGGAAUAUCACAUUGAAGCUCAGGCCGCUUUGAAUCACUCAACAUGA
Messenger RNA from Acanthosepion pharaonis, 1641 nucleotides. NCBI's taxonomy places the organism in Eukaryota, Metazoa, Mollusca, Cephalopoda, Sepiida, Sepiidae. The record is from the annotation of a GenBank genome assembly.